This is a messenger RNA of Theobroma umbraticum, 780 nucleotides long. The record is from RefSeq and is a predicted model, not a curated record. Lineage: Eukaryota; Viridiplantae; Streptophyta; Magnoliopsida; Malvales; Malvaceae.
AUAGGUUUGCUCCCUAGUGUUUCCCUGUGUUCUGCUUCUAUUCCACUUAGGGCUGAGCUUCUGCAUAGGACUUACCAUAUAUAUUUACAUAUAUCUCUUCGUUAAUACAACAGUAGUAUUAUUGAUCUGCUCCCUUAUUCUUUACCAGGCAAAUUUCGACUAUACGCUUCAUUUUUCCAGGUUCACCUUCUCAAAGAUUUCAUCUUCAAUACUACUUAGGAUACAGGGUUUUCUAUCCGUUAUAGUUGAGCUGGACAAGCUGGCCAUUGACAAUCAACACCAGCAGCAGCACCACCAGAUUUUUGGGGUCGUCGAGGCCAGCCAUAUCCAUAAGAAAGUCAUGGUGCUCAUGCAUAUGAUCAGGUUAGCCCCAUAGGGCGAAUGGAGGAGGACGAUAUGGGUCCGCCGUGGUUGGUACCAAUGCUGAGAGCAAGCUACUUUAUCCCGUGCCCAAUUCAUGGGGAUGCCAAUAAAAGCGAAUGCAACUUGUUCUGUUUGGAUUGCAUGAGGAAUGCUCUGUGUUCUUACUGUUUGAUUAACCACAAGGAUCACCGGGUUGUUCAGAUAAGGCGAUCCUCCUACCAUAACGUGGUGAGAGUUAGUGAGAUACAGAAAUACAUAGACAUAUCUUGCGUGCAGACCUACAUCAUCAACAGCGCCAAGAUUGUCUUCCUCAACGAGAGGCCCCAGCCAAGGCCUGGAAAGGGGGUCACCAACACUUGUGAGAUUUGUUGUAGAAGCCUCCUUGAUUCCUUCAGAUUCUGUUCUCUUGGUUGCAAG